Messenger RNA from Aethina tumida (small hive beetle), 3869 nucleotides. Its product is annotated as golgin subfamily A member 3-like. Bases 134 to 3562 code for a protein of 1142 amino acids. NCBI's taxonomy places the organism in Eukaryota, Metazoa, Arthropoda, Insecta, Coleoptera, Nitidulidae. The record is from RefSeq and is a predicted model, not a curated record. The transcript has 6 exons.
GUUGGGCAGUGAUCCGUAUGUUGAUGUAAAUAAAUUGUUAUUUAUAAUACACUAUAAUACAUUCAUUAUUAUUAAUUUUACUAAAUUGGCCAAGGGUCUGAAAAAUAAGAGAAAAAUGUUUCCAGAAUAAAAUAUGGAAUACUCUGAUGUGUCAUCUACAUGUUCUGAUGUUUCUGAGAGUUUUGUAUCAAGCAUAUCUGGAUGCAGUGGAUAUCUGAAUGAAUUUAAAGAAUUACAGAAUCUAAUUAAUCCAGAUAAAUACUCACAAUUACCUCAAAGGAACUAUACAGUAUCAAUGAAAACAAAACAACAAAAUGAAUAUGAAGAAAAAAUUGCUCGAUUAAGUAAUGAACUACAGAAUGCUCUUAUAUUAAAUGGGAAAUACAAAAGUCAGCUGACUAAUUUAGAAACAAAAAUUGAGUUAUCUUUUCAUGAAAAAAUUGAAACUCUCAUUAGAAAGAACAAACAACUACAUACACAAUUACAAAACUCAAAUUGUCAAAUAGAAAGACUUAUAAAAAACUUUGGAAAUGGUGACAAAUUAUUAGCAACUUGUACAAAUUGUUUACAAUUAGAAAAAGCCAAUUUUGAAUUAAAUAGAGAAUUGUUGUCCCUGAAAGAACAGUUACAUAAGCUGCAGUCCACAAAUAACAAAUUAUUAUCAGAAAAUAAACAGUAUUGUAUUGAGAUUCAAGAUUUGAAGCCACAAAUUGAAAUUAAAAAUGCUUGUAUAAAUGAUUUAAAACAGAAAAUAACAAAUCAACAUGUCGAAAUCCAAUCAUGUCUUAAGAAUUCAGAUAGUUUAUCUAGCAAUGUUAAAAAUUUAAAAAAUGAGCUGGAACAUAUACGAAAGUCUGAAGAAUGGUAUAAACAACAGCUACAUUUAUGUCAGAAUGAUAAAAAGAUCAUGGCAGAAGAUAUAUUAAAAUACAAAACUAAUUUAUCUUCAAAGUCUCAAGAAUGUGAGUACAAUAAAAUUGAAUUAAAAAAAUGGAGGGACAAAUAUGAAAAUUUGGAAUUAGAAUGUUCAAAGGAUGCUGGGAUUGUUUCUAGAUUUAUAGAUGUAAGAGUGGGACAGGAAAAUAAUAAAUUUUGGGAAUUACCAAUUCAAAAUGAAACUGAUAGUAACAAAACUCUAGCAAAAUAUUAUGAAGGUAUAAUUCAAGACUUGUCUAAGGAUAUAAGCAUGGUUAAGAAAUCAAUAAGUGAGAAAGAUGAUAAUUAUAAUAAAAUUUCUAAAGAAAAUUCAGAAUUAAUGUCUCAGUGUUUAAUGUUGCAAAAAAACUUGGAGUUGUCAGAACUUAAGUUAGAAGAUAGUGAUAAUCUUAGAAAAAUUCUCCUACAUAAAGUGUCUUUGUUAACUGAUUCUUUAAAUAUUAAAUCCUCAGAAGCAGAGAAUGUUCUUAAUGAACUGCAGAAUAUUAAAAUUGAGGUGACAGCAAGAAAUCAAGAAAAGGAAAUGGUUGAACAUACUGUAGAAACAAUUCGAAAGCAAUUUUCAUUGAUGAAAAUAAAUUAUGCAACUCUUAAAAAACAACUGCAUGAUAAAAACAAAGAAGUGUUACAAUUACAAAAAGAAAAGCAAGAAUUGUUUAUGAAUAAUAAUUGGAACUUAUGUGAAUUAGAAAAAGUAAAGGAACAGCUUUUAUUAAUUAAGAAAUUACAGGAUAUUAUUGAAAAAAAUGAGAAAAAUAUGGAAAGUAUGCAAAAAACUAUUUCAGAACAAGUAUCAAAAAUAGAAGCUUUAAAAAUGGACCAUGAAAAAAGGGAAGAAUCAUUAAUAAAUGAAAAUUUAAAAGAUAAAAAUAAAUUAUUGAAAGAACUUGAGGUAUAUGACACAAUGUUAGUGCAAUAUAAGUCACUUAUAGAGAAAAGUGAUAUGAAAACAAGUAAUUUACAACAAAAGCUCACUGAAAAUAAUUUGCUCAUUGAACAACUGAAAUAUAACCUAGAAAUUUUUAAAAACCACAUCCAUGAAAAAGAUUUGGAGUUAAUGUCCACUAGAGAAAAAUGUGAUUCUUUAUCAAGAGAGAUACAAAGUCUUGAAAAUGUCAUAAUAAAACUUAGGGCAGAAAUUAAAUUACUUCAAACAAGAGGUGACCACAAUAUAUGUGAAACUUUUAAUACUAGUAAUUCUACAGAUGUACAAGGGAUAAAGAAUAUAAAUAAUUGGGAAAUAUCAGAAAUGAAACCAUCUGCCAUAGUUGAUGAAAAUAAUCUCUUGGAAACUCAAAAUUAUAUUUCAUGUAAUCCAGUGGAAGAAAAAUGUUACAUGCCCUCUUUAAAAUGUCAGAAAUGUAUAAAUGCAGAUAGUCAAAUUGAUAAUAAAAUUUGUAGCAAUGAGGAAAUUAAAAAUUUUAAAGCUCUUUUAACUUUAAAAGAGUUAGAGAAAAAAGAAAGACAAAAAAAAUAUGAAUCAAAUUAUCGAGUCCUAUUGAAAAAGGUAAAAGAACAUAUGAAGGGGAGAAGCACAGCAGAAAAACAAAAUUCACAAAUUCAAAGCAUGUACAAUGCUCUUUUUGAUGAAUGCAAUACUCUGAAGUUACAACUUAGUUCCAAGGAAAUGGAAUGUAGUGACAUCAAAAUAAUGAUGGAAAGCUAUGUUAACAUUAAUAACAAAUUAAAGGAGAGAGUAUCAGUUUUGGAGGAGGGAUUGGAAUUAAGUAAAAAUUGCAUAAAGUGUCAUGAAUAUGAAAUUGUGUCAAAAAGAUUGUGUGAAAUGGAAAAGAAUGCAAAUACUUUACAAGAACAAAUAUCUACCUAUAAAGAUACAUGCAACAAUUUACAACAACAGAUACAAGAAUUAUUAAAAUUGAAAGAAGAAUAUGAAUCUAAAACAAGUAUGGAUGAGAAAACAGUAGCCAAUAUUGUUCAUAAGAAUAUUGAGUUAUCUAGUAGAUUGGAAGAUGUUCUAGAACAAUUAGAUAGAGAAAUAAAUCAUGUUGAAACUUAUAAGGUACAACAAAGAGAAUUCCAUCACCAACUGAUGGAUAGUAAAAACGAAAAUGAACAAUUAAAAUUAGCUGUACUUGAUAUUAAGGAAAAAUACGUCUUUUUAGAAAAGGAAAAUAAGAUUUUGAGCUGUAAGCUUCAUAGCCAAUGUGAAGAUUUAAAGCAGCUUGAGCAGUCCAAAAAAAUUUAUGAAUCUGAUUAUUCAAAAAGAGAGGAGGAGUCUUCAAAUAUGAUUAAAAAUUUAAAAGCCCAUUUGAAAAGUGUGCUUUUAAAACUUGAUGCACACAAAACAGAACAAUUUUUCCUUCAAAGAUUAUGUAAUGAUUUAAAAAUUGCCCUUCAAGCAAAUAUUAAUAAAAAUGCACAAUUUAAAUCACAUGUUACCCAAUUAUUAAAAGAAAAACCUGCAUUCAGUAGUCUUCCUGUGACUCUACCAGAUUUACCAAAAUUGGAAAGGUAUAAUGACAAAUAUAUUAAUGAGUUACUUCAACAGAAUAAAGUGUCACUGGAAGAUAAACCCCUAAGUGAAAUUAAGGGCUGCCUAGACUCUCUUAAAAAUGAAAUAGAUACUCUACAACAACAGGUAUCAAAUAUGACUUUGAAUACAUGAUUAUAAAAUUUAUACAGUUAGGUUUCAAACAGGGCUAAUAUGUAUAUUUUUAUAAACAUUAUGUACCUAGAUAUACAUUGUUUUUUCCACAAAUGUUAUUUGUUAAGUUUUUAUAGUAUAUAGUAUAUUGUUUCCGGCUUAAAUAUUUAUAUUUACUUAAAAAAUUGUGUACUUAACUGUUAAAAUAAGAAUAUCUGGAUGCUUUAACUUGUAUUAGUGAUUUUACUAAUUACAAUAUGUAUUAUUUGCUUUAAUCAUUCCAAUUUACCUGUGAUUUUAUUUAAAAAUAAAGUGUUUUCUUUAAAUA